CGGGCUCUGAGGGGUCGUCGCGCCCUGGGCCGAGCGCGCUGAGGAGAAGCGGCGUUGUUGGCCUCCGCGCGGCGGGCCGCUGUCCAGGCGCGAGGAGCGGCCGGGUGUGGGGCGCCCCCGGGAGCAGCGCGAGCCGAGGCUCAGGGCCAGACGGACACACGCCAGACGCAGCCCGCGCGAGGUGAAUGCACGAAGUAGGCGCGAGCCAGGCCGUGAGGGGCUCCGAGUGAGCAGUGACUGCGCGCCGCUGGAGAGGGAGGAAGAGAUUCAUUUGAAAUACACUUGGGAAGUGGAAGCGGUAAAAGAAUGGCAAACUCCUUUGCAUCGAAGACCUUCACUGCACUUUCAGAGCUGCAUCCAAAUAUGGCUAAUCUAAAAAUAAUCGGUAUAGUUAUUGGGAAAACAGAUGUCAAAGGCUUUCCAGACAGAAAAAACAUUGGAUCAGAAAGGUACACUUGCAGCUUCACCAUCCGAGACUCGCCGACCCAUUUUGUGAAUGCAGCAUCCUGGGGCAGCGAAGACUACAUAAGAUCACUUUCUGACAGCUUCAGGGUUGGCGACUGUGUGGUAAUUGAAAAUCCCCUGAUCCAAAGAAAGGAAUUAGAAAGAGAAGAAAAAUUCAGCCCUGAAACUCCUAGUGACUAUAAGCUGCUGCUCAGUGAGAAUCACUCAAUAGUAAAACUUUGCUCCAGUUAUGAAGUGGAUACCAAGUUGCUUUCUUUGAUACAUUUACCUGUUAAAGAGUCUCGUGACUAUUAUUCAUUGGGUGACAUUGUUGCAAAUGAACACGGUCUGGAUGGGAGAAUUAUUAAUGUGCUUGCAGCUGUGAAGUUGAUUGGAGAGCCAAAAUACUUUACAACUUCAGACCGAAGAAAAGGCCAGAGGUGUGAAGUUAAACUCUACGAUGAGACGGAGUCCUCCUUUGCGAUGAUAUGUUGGGAUAAUGAAUCCAUCCUACUUGCACAGAGCUGGAUGCCACGAGAAACAGUAAUAUUUGCCUCAGAUGUAAGAAUAAGCUUUGACAAAUUUCGGAACUGCAUGACAGCAACUGUAAUCUCAAAAACCAUUAUCACAACUAAUCCAGAUACACCAGAAGCUAACAUCCUAUUGAAUUUCAUAAGAGAAAAUAAAGAAGCAAAUCCUCUGGAUGAUGAAAUUGAUAGUUAUUUGAAAGAAUCCAUCAAUUUAAAUACAAUAGUUGAUGUCUAUACAGUUGAACAAUUAAAGGGAAAAGCUUUGAAGAAUGAAGGAAAAGCUGACCCUUUCUACGGCAUCCUCUAUGCUCACAUUUCUGCACUGAACAUUGAUGGUGAACCUGCAAGAGUUGUUCGAAAUAGAUGUUCAGGCUGCGGUUACACUAUAAAUGAAGCUUCCAGCCCUUGUACAGCUUGCAACAAAGAUUCUCUGCGUCUUAAGCCCGUCCUUCCCAGCUUGGAUAUGCUAAUUGAUGUCUCUGACCACACGGGCACCCUCCACUCCUGCAGUCUGGCAGGAGGCGUCGCUGAGGAGACUUUGGGCUACUCGGUAAAUGAGUUUCUUGCAAUGACUGGCGAACAGAGAACAGCAUUAAAGUGGCAAUUCCUUUUGGAAAGGAGCAAAAUUUACUUAAAAAUUUUUUUAUCACCCAGAGCACGGGGUGGGUUGAGAAUUAGCGUACUCUCCUGUAAGCUCGCGGAUCCUAUUGAAGCAAGUAGGAGCUUGUCUGCACAAGGACAUGUUUAAAACCAUUAAACUCUGGAAAAGUGUAUGAGUUCUAACUCCCUUUAAAGUGGGAAAUGAGUUUGAAAAUUAUGGAUAAAAUUGGUUUUUGUUCA
Messenger RNA from Manis javanica (Malayan pangolin), 1814 nucleotides. RefSeq names its product meiosis specific with OB-fold (gene MEIOB). The record is from RefSeq and is a predicted model, not a curated record. Gene Ontology annotation, biological process: resolution of meiotic recombination intermediates. Lineage: Eukaryota; Metazoa; Chordata; Mammalia; Pholidota; Manidae. Gene Ontology annotation, molecular function: single-stranded DNA 3'-5' DNA exonuclease activity; single-stranded DNA binding.